This is a messenger RNA of Lasiodiplodia theobromae, 2343 nucleotides long. RefSeq names its product PSP1 domain-containing protein. Gene Ontology annotation, cellular component: cytoplasm. The transcript is spliced from 3 exons. NCBI's taxonomy places the organism in Eukaryota, Fungi, Ascomycota, Dothideomycetes, Botryosphaeriales, Botryosphaeriaceae. The coding region runs from base 1 to 2343 and encodes 780 amino acids. The record is from RefSeq and is a predicted model, not a curated record.
AUGACUUCGAUACCAUCAACUCGCGGUCCGCUCAGCUCCAAGGCUGCGCUGCCACACAAGAAUGGGUCGCCAUUUUACCUUGAAAAACCACUUGGACAGGCGCCUCGGGGAGGAAGCCCGCAUUCCGAGGCUGUGGCUUCUUCCGAGGAUGAGAAGGACAUUGUUGUGAAAAAGCCAGCCGGUGCUGCUUCUAUCAAAGAGUUACCCCAAUCGCCAUCAAACUACUUCCAUUCGGCGCUCGGCUUCGGAGAUGAGCUCCGUUCGCCCGGCUACGAGCUGCCUUCGGAAGAAUCCCUUCACUUCAGGAAGACGAUGAGGUCUCAGUCAUACUCAGUGGGGCAAAGCGAGGAUGGUCCGGUUCCAAAUGCGCCGAACCGCGUACGUGCUAGUUUCCAAGCACUGCAUCAGCCUCGCCCAGCAAUCCUUGGCGACCUUCACGAAGAGGAAGUGAGCAACAACCAAGGCGUAAUACCAGUGAGCAAGGCGGCACCCGGUCCUCCUUCUUCUGCCCUGCUUAAGCAAGCACUCGGUGUGCGUCAUCGUGCCUCAAGCACAAGUGUCAACGCCGGCACGUGGUCGCCGCAACGCUCACAGACCUUCUCAGAAUCCGACUAUGCUAUUGACGAAGCAGAUGACAACGAAUCGGAAUCAGGUGGUCAUCAAUCCGUUGGCAUGCUUGGCAGAGGGCUCGCCGACAGGCGUUUUAGUGAAAUGUCACCGCUGAGAACCGACUUUUCUCGCAUGAACGACGGUUCUCAAAGAUUUGCGUGGAACUCACCCGGCUUCGACCCCAUCGACGAGGGCUCACAGAGCAGACGCCAUUCAUUCGCUGUCGUCACUCCUCACUCCCAUACGCGCCUGAACAACUCAUUCUUCUCAAGUGACGGCAACAUUGAAGACGAGCUGAGCGCCUCGCGCAUAUCCCAGAACAGUCAACCUGACAUUGCGCGGAACAUGCAUUCACCAUCAUCCCAGAUGCGGUCUCAGAACUAUCACCAGGAACGGGAAUACGAUCAUUUCAGGUCGAACUCGGGCGAUGAAGAAUCAGCAAUCGAGCUAGGCCAGGCUCACGACCGUGCCUUCGCGCAGUCAUACUUCUCGGGAGUUGGUCCGGCUAUGCGCAGCGCUCACACAACCGUGCCCGGCAUCUCUGCCACGGCUCCCAGCAUGGUAAACCCGUACGCGCCACCGAAUGUCGCCCGUCCGACGAAGCAUUUGUACAUCGUCACCUUCAAAUGCUCCAGGUCCGACGUCUACUACAUUCCUGAGAACGUGGGUCUGGAGGUCAAGGCCGGAGACAUGGUUAUUGUCGAGGGUGACCGUGGACAGGAUCUCGGUCAGGUCACACACUGCGACGUCACGCUGGAAGACGCCAGGCAGAACCUCAAAGAGGCAUCGGAGCAGCACUUCCGUUGGUUGAUGAUGUUCUCGCGCCAUGUUCAGAAUGGCAACAGUGGACUGGUGAACCCCAAUGGCAUGCUUGCUGCCUCUAAUGGCGAACAGUACGGUAGAGAAGGCGGCAUGGGCCCAAGACCUCCCCUCCAGGCGCCAAUUGUUGACGACAUCCGGCCAAAGAUGCUCAAGCGUCUUGCCCAGGGACACGAGAUCCAGGUGCUCCGCGACAAAGAAGGCGCAGAGGCCAAGGCCAAGCGGGUCUGCCAACAAAAAGCUAUUGAGCAUGGUCUUACCAUGGAGAUCCUUGAUGCCGAGUAUCAGCUCGACUACAAGAAGCUCACCUUCUUCUACUAUGCUGACUGCUACAUCAACUUCAACCACCUUGUGACCGAUCUCUUCAAGGUGUACAAAGCACGCAUCUGGAUGUCAGCGGUUAACCCUGCCUCGUUUGCGACUCCAUCCAAUGCUCUCACACAGCUUCCUCCGCCAUCCAGCCUUGGUCCAGGCGCCACUUCCAAUGCCAAUGCCAAUGGAAACGGAUUUCCGACAACGAUGACGAUAGGACCCAGUUACGGACGGGGCGCUUUUAGUGCACCUCGUACCCCCGGAGGCCUUGAAGUAAAUUCUACCGACGCUCAACAAGACUACCAGGAACCGCAAGGACGCCCAGUCUACCACUACGCUCCAUCUCCAGCCUUUGGUGGAUUCAACCCUGUCGCACCGGCUUACGCGCCAACUUGGGUGCAGAAUCCCCCAAUGAACCGUUACAUGCCGUAUCAGUAUGGAUAUGGUGGUGGACCUGGAGGCGGUUACCCCGGCAAUUACUCCCCAUUCCCUGGUCAGGAAGUUGGAGGUUCUCGCGCAGGCGAACACUCUCAAAAUGAUGAGCAGGAUAUCAACCGUGUGCUCGCGCAGAGCCUUUCACUCAAUCAACGUGCCGGUUCCUAA